Molecule: messenger RNA, 4784 nt
Organism: Daldinia vernicosa
Lineage: Eukaryota; Fungi; Ascomycota; Sordariomycetes; Xylariales; Hypoxylaceae
Exons: 2
Coding region: 157-4617 (1486 amino acids)
Biological process (GO): phosphorelay signal transduction system; phosphorylation
Molecular function (GO): phosphorelay sensor kinase activity
Source: RefSeq, a predicted model, not a curated record
UUCCUCCUCCUCCUCUAACGGGUCUAUGCCAUCAAUGGCCACAGCCCGAUCCUUCUCCACUUCUCAUUUGUUGCUAGUAGGUAGUUCGGGAUCGUUCUCGAGUGAGGAGCUUGACGUUGGUGCCGGCGUCUUAUUUCUAAACCGGAAUAUUUCUCUAUGACUUUACAAAGUAAUUCGGACAAGCCUAAUCUCCCAGCCAUCCCGGGCACCCAUCCGACCUUCGUCUUUGAUGACAACAACUGCUCCGAACCAACUUCGUCUGCCGCAUCCCAUACCUCUCGUCCCUUCGCACGACCGGUGCGGCAACGUCACUGUACGCUCGCUAAUGACACCGCUGCCCCUGUAACCCGUAUUUUAGAAGAGUAUUCGACGGAAAUAGGACAUUAUGGUUUGACACCUACGGUAACCCCUAAUCAACACUCGAUUUUAGGGGACCCGACAGUGCGGUCGCCAAACGAGCCAAGCGCGAGGUCGAGAAUAAAUAGGGCAAGCAAGGCAAAUACUACCGUAACUCAACAGUCGCACUGUACCACGUCGUCGCGGGGAAAAGGGAAGAGAUUAUCGGACGUUGAACCUGACGACCCGGAAACAAGCCGGCGUGCGCCGAAAAAACAGCGCGCGCGACUUACACCCCCGCGUAAAAUCGAUCUCGGUCCCUUCGCCAGGCCCACCACGUUCCCUCCGAGGCUUGCUGAUGGUCUCACAUCUCCGCUGUUCUUCUCACAUAAGGAUAGGCCACUUAUUACUAGACCCCCAAGCUUCUCCGGAUCUGAGGGAGCAACCAUGUUGAAAAAUGUGCAUGAUGGUGUGGAGGUAACGACUCUAAAGCUUGCCCGGGGUACCGUACCCUCGGCGAGUCCGGCCAGAUCCUCCAGCACGCCCGGUAGCUGGUCUUCUAUUGAAACGGGAAGUUUGGUGCGAAGUCCCGAGUCGAUGACCGCCACUCCGGGAUUACAAGCAUUACAAGGCAUCGGCGUCCUCGAAUUAUUAGAGCGUGAUGAUAGACCAACUUUCAUCGUUGACAGCUUGAAUACGGCCACCAGCAACCCUGACCCCCUCCCUAUUCUCUAUGCGAAUCCGGCGUUUCAGGUCUCCGAUACUAUUCGGCAUUUGCUUUCUGGGGAAUUCCAAGACAACGUGGAAGCGCGGGAUGAGUUUCUCAAUUUCAAGGCGUGGGUAAACACGGGUGGUAACCAUACUGACGCGCUUGAUGUCUUCUUGCCUUCGUUUCGCUAUGGUGGUUUUGGUUGGACCUGCUCAACUAUUAGGAAUAGGUUCCGUUUUAUCAGUGCGAAUAUCAGCGCAGCGUCGAUUGCGCUAGCCUCCCCCGAACCACCGUUAAAGCGAGAAUCCAGUAUCGAUUUGCAAGCUCGCGGCUUAUCACUGAAUGCUCAGGUUAAAACGCCUAGUGACAUUGUACUACCUGAUCGAGAUUACUUCGGACUUGCUAACCCCAUCGAUCCGGAAGAUCAGAUGCAGCAGGACGGAAGUAACGAUGGCGAUACCAGCUUACCCUUAUACAGCGAUGAUGGCCUAACCCCGGAAGCUAUCCCACCGCCCGUAGUGCAGCAUUCUUUCGACUGGACUCAGAUACCUUUUACUGAGGAUCUCCCGGGGCACAUAAAGUUCACUCGCAGUAUCGACUGGGCAUCAACGCCGCUUGGUUCUAUCGAAAGCUGGUCAUCGGAGUUACGUGCAAUGGCGAAUCUAGUUAUGGCUAGCCCUAAUCCCGCAGCAAUGUACUGGGGUCCAGAAUUUACUACUAUGUACAAUGAGGCAUAUGUUGCAUUGGCAGGUGCAAAACACCCGAAGCUCAUGGGCCAAACUUAUAAAGAUGCUUGGGGUGAGCUCUGGCCCGAUCUGCAACCCGUCCUGGAAAGUGCCUGGAAGUCGGGUCAAGCGACGAUGAAAAACGAUGAUCGGCUUAUUUUACGACGCAAUGGUUUCGAUGAGGAAACGUUCUUUUCAUGGUCCAUUGUGCCUCUUGUCGGUAGCGACGGCUCUGUUGUGGGGUUAUUCAACCCUGCUUUUGAAAAUACUCGACGGAAAGUGGCUGAGAGAAGAAUGAUAACAUUACGCGACGUAGGAGAGAAUACCGCAUUGGCCCGCGACGUCAAGAGCUUUUGGAGCCGGUUUAACGAAGGCCUUAUAUCUAACGAAGAUGACAUACCAUUCAGUCUGGUUUAUUCGGUCACAGAAGAGUCUGAGAGCGAUGUGUCGUCAAUGCAUUCGGGGAGCUGGGUGAACCCUCCUCUAUUGAUGCUGGAGGCUUCUCUGGGGGUGCCCCAAGGCCAUCCUUUACUAAUCGAAUCCCUCAACUUAAGGACGAGCAGCGACGGUUUUGCCCCAUACAUGCGAGAAUCUAUGUCAAACGCGGGACAGCCUGUUGUCUUGUCUGCAGGGGAUGGUACGCUGCCCGAAGGUUUUAUGAACGGGUUGGCCAGGAGAGGCAAGGGUGACGCGUGCAAAUCCAUUGUUAUAUUCCCCGUCCACCCGACUACGGGCAGCGAGAGCGUGGUAGGUUUUAUUGUGAUGGGUGUUAACCCAAGGCGGCCUUACGACGAGGACUAUAAGCUCUUCAUCAAUCUACUAUCUCGGCAACUCGCAACCUCACUAGCGUCCGUCGUCCUGUUUGAAGAAGAGAUACGCCGAGGCCAGAAAGCAGCACAAAUGGCUGCCGCAGAUCGUCAAGAGUUGACCAAGCAGUUACAUCUAAGGACACAAGAAGUAGAAGAAAGCGAAUUAAGAUUUACAAGGAUGGCCGAAUUCGCCCCAGUUGGAAUGUUCAUCGCUGAUCAUUCAGGCCACAUCACUUACUGUAAUGAUAUGUGGUGGGAUAUAUCAAGACAUAAUCGGUCACUGGGCGUAGACUCGUGGAUGGAGAGUGUUAAAGACGAGGACCGACCUGCCCUAGAAAUGAUAUGGCGCUGCCUACUUGCGGACAAAACUGCAAUCACCCACGAAUUCCGGUUUAAAUGUUCCCGUCACGAAGGCGAAACUUUAAUCGAUACCUGGGUCUUGAUGAGUGCAUAUCCGGAAAAGGAUGAAAAUGGUGGUAUCAAGGGAAUAUUCGGGUGUGUUACGAACAUAUCGCAACAAAAAUUGGCUGAACAGAUUCAAAUGCAGCGGCGGGAGGAAGCAGUCGAACUUAAACGACAGCAGGAGAAUUUCAUCGAUAUCACGAGUCACGAGAUGCGUAAUCCCCUCAGUGCGAUACUCCAGUGUGCAGACGAAAUCGCCGGAACCCUGUUAAAUCUUAAGCCGUCUGGGGAAAGCGAGGAGCAAAGCGAAAGCCUCAGACUCGCGAUAGAGGGCUGUAUGGAAGCAGCGAAUACCAUAACACUCUGUGCCAGUCAUCAGAAGCGAAUAGUGGACGACGUACUUACACUUUCCAAGUUGGACUCGCAAUUGCUACUCGUGACUCCUGUCGACGUACAACCUCUGGCUGUCGUGCAACGCGUCCUAAAAAUGUUCGAGAGCGAGCUCAGCACGAACGGUAUCGACCUGAAAUUUCAAGUCAAGAAUCGCUAUAUCGACAUGGGUAUCGAAUGGGUUAAACUUGAUCCUUCGCGGCUUCUCCAAGUACUAAUUAACUUGAUGACCAACGCUAUCAAGUUCACGCAAAGCCGCCCCGCACGAUCGAUCGUAGUGACACUUGAUGCUUCCAGUGAGGUAUCAGAUUCCGGCGUCGAGUACUUCCCAAGCGACCGUGCCGACAAGGACGUGAUUACAGAUCAUGGCGAUUGGGGCAGCGGAGAGAAGAUACAUCUCCAUUUCUCCGUUCAAGAUACGGGCAGAGGCCUAGAUGAACAUGAAAGGAAGCUUCUUUUCCAGCGCUUCUCUCAGGCCACCCCCCGAACUCAUGUCCAAUACGGUGGUUCCGGUUUAGGACUAUUCAUCUCCAGAAUGCUAACCGAGUUACAAGGAGGACAAAUCGGCGUAACCUCCCAGAAGGGCAUUGGCAGUACAUUCUCAUUCUAUAUCCAAAGUAGAAAGACGGUCGGUCCGCCACCUGAUGCACAUGGGCUACCGGCCGCUCCUCCUCUUACACGAGCACCGGGGUCCUCAACGACGAUCGAGACUCGGCACCCCAAAAUGGCCUCUUCCGACAGUCUUGCUCGCACCGCCAAGAACGUUGCUUCUAAACCUCGAUUCUCGGAAGAUGGCCGUCGCUUGUUCGACGUUCUUAUCGUCGAGGACAACCUCGUAAACCAGAAGGUGCUUCAGAGGUCGCUCCGCAAUGUUGGGAACAGCACCAAAGUAGCUAAUCACGGCGGCGAGGCCUUGGAGGUGUUACAGCAGUCACGAUAUUGGACCGGAAAGGAAGAGUCCGGGCACGAUAUAUCGGUCAUCCUGAUGGAUCUUGAGAUGCCGGUAAUGGACGGCAUGACUUGCGCUCGCAAAAUUCGGGAACUCGAAAGAAACGGAACGAUUGUUAGCCAUAUUCCUAUCAUCGCCGUCACAGCGUACGCACGGCCGGAGCAAAUUGAGAACGCCAAGGCCGCAGGAGUUGACGAUGUCAUUUCCAAACCUUUCCGCAUGCCCGAACUCAUACCGAGGAUAGAGCAGUUAGUCGCAAUCCACACGCCGUGUUAUGCCGAAAUCGCGGCAGCAUAAUGAACCCGAACUUCUCCAACCCGAGAAUCGAAUCCCAAACAUAUAAUUAUUCAAAGAUUACCUUCCAAACCGUAACCAUAAUUAUUAGCUUGCAAUUCAUUCUUCGUUUAAUCCCAUCCCGCAAGGCGUUUGGCUCCAUCAAGCCGGGUGGAAGGCUUGUUCUUGUU